AUGUCCAAUCUAGAUACAAGACAAUUACGACCUUAUUAUGAUCAUGAUACAUUCAAUGCAGGAUAUUCAGUCAUAUUCAAAAAAGAUGUUGGUUUAAUUGAUAUGUCAACUAAUAAACCUAUAACAGCAAACUUAAGUUCUUCAAAUAUUGAUAAAGUAAUAAAUAAUUCUGGUCUUCUUAUACUGAAAUCAUCAUCAUUCGGAAGAGGUGGUACUGGUACUACUGGUGGUAUUGGUAUUAAUGCUAGACAUAUAUCUACAGGGGCAACUUCCACAACUGGUGGAUCUGGUGAUAAGAAUUAUAUUUAUGAUUUAGAAUUUAAUGAAUAUUUUGAUUUACAUAAUUUAACUGAAUUAAUAAAGAAUUUAUUAUGGAAUUUUAUUAAAAAUUAUAUGAAAGUUGUAUUAUCUCAACCCUUGGAAAUUGUUAGAUUGGUAUUACAAGUUGGUAAAUUUGAUUUCAUUGAGAAGCCAUCACAACAAGUAAAACCUGAUUUAUCUAAACGAUUAUUAAGUGAAAAUAAUAUAAAUGGUAGCACCAAUGACAUAAUAGCAUUAUCGCCAACUAUUUCAACUGAUGAAGAAGAAGAAAUCAAUUAUUUCCAACCAAAUCUUGAGCAACAAGUAUGGUCAACCCAAAACUCAAUGCAUCAAGAUGCAACAGCAACAACUCCAACACCCACAUCAACAACAGAGACAGCAACUCCACAACCAGUACAAGAAGCACCAAUUGCAAGGAAAUCACCUUCUACUAAUAGUAUCCGCAAGAAAUCAAGAUCUAAUAAAAUCACACCCAAAUCAAUCCAUACCAUUGACAUCUUAACCUCUAUCGUCAAUAAAGAUGGUCCAUUUGCUUUAUUUAGAGGUAUAAACGCCUCAUUCAUCUAUCAAACCCUUUCACGUACCAUUGAAGCUUGGAUCACCGGAUUUGUUUCUCCAUUUUUGGGUGUCCCCGAUCCAUUCUUUUUAGAUCUAACCCAUUCAAAUGAUCCAUUUAAAAGUUUAUGGUUAUCUGUUUCCGCAUGUGUUUUGACGGGAUUAGUAUUAAUGCCAUUGGAUUUAAUAAGAGUGAAAUUAAUGUUGACUCAAUUCACCACCACCACGCCAGAAGAAUCAGAGAAUAAUAAUCGAUCAGUUCGAGAAUCAAUUCGAAAUUUCCCAAUUUAUUAUCUUACUCAUCCUCCAUGGCCAAUUGUAUGUUUAACUGUUCUUCAUCAAUUUUCAACUAGUAUUUUCCGUAAGGCGGCUCCAUAUAUAUUAUUAAUUAAAUUUAAUAUUGAUUCUUAUUCAAGACCAAAUAUUUUCACAUUUGUUAAUUUGAUAUCUUUGAUUAUGGAAUUUUUUAUAAAAUUACCAUUGGAGAAUUUAUUAAGAAAAUCACAAUUAGGAUUCUUGUUAUUAGAUAAAUCACAAGAUGAAAUGAAGGUGAUUACAGUUUUAAACCCGGAAGAGAAUUUAAUUGUGGAAUAUAAUUCAGGAGAAAUGAGUGAUGAAGAUGUGAAUGCAAUGAGUCUUUGGCAAAGAGUUAAACUGUUGGGAUUGUUUAAUGGGUGGAGAGUUGGGGUGCUUAAUGUGAUUGGAUUUUGGGGUUAUAAUAUUCUUAAAAGUGAUGGUGCUGAAUUAAAAGAAGAAAAAUUGUAA
This is a messenger RNA of Hemisphaericaspora subhashii, 1641 nucleotides long. RefSeq lists its product as uncharacterized. The transcript has a single exon. NCBI's taxonomy places the organism in Eukaryota, Fungi, Ascomycota, Pichiomycetes, Serinales, Debaryomycetaceae. The record is from RefSeq and is a predicted model, not a curated record. Bases 1 to 1641 code for a protein of 546 amino acids.